Paramecium tetraurelia is the source of this 1026-nucleotide messenger RNA. RefSeq lists its product as uncharacterized. NCBI's taxonomy places the organism in Eukaryota, Ciliophora, Oligohymenophorea, Peniculida, Parameciidae. The transcript is spliced from 2 exons. The record is from RefSeq and is a predicted model, not a curated record.
AUGACCAAAAUUAGUUUUACCUAAAAUAAGACUCCUUAAAUGUAGGCAAACAUAUGCUAAAGUCUUCAUCAGUAUAUUCAAUCUACAUCUUAAUAAUAUUUACUUUACAUAUUCAUAAUCAUUCAUUUUGUUUAUGGUUUAUGGCCAAAUUAUAUUCUUGAUAAAUAUUUAUAUAGAUUAUUGCACAUUUAAUAUAACCCUAUUUUCGUCGAUUAAUGCAUUUUUUUUUUUUAUAAAUCCAAAAUACAUAUUUUUAUUUACACUGAACCACUUAGAAGAUAAUUAAUAGUGAAAGAUCAGUUUAGUAAAUAUAAAAUAGUAAAGAAUGAAUUUAUAAGAGGAUGCAAGAUUUACAAAGAGAUAAUAAGGAAGAAGUAAUUAAAAUAAUAAGUAUUUUAUUCUAGUAAGAUUAGAGGAGCUAUUUUUAAAAUAUUAAGAGUAGAAGGUACAUUAAAAUUGGAUAAGACUUUACAUUCUAUCAAAUAUAACCUAACUUUUAAGGAAAUUAAUUUAUACCUAUUAAAUUAGCUUGCCUCUUAAUUGUUUAGAUAAGAUUUUGGAAUAUCAAAUAUGUUUAGUGAAUAUAUUGUAUCUCUUAUUUUAAAUUACUUAGCUUACGCAAUUUUAGGAGAUCUAAGCUAAUUUUAUGAAUUAUCUGUAAAAUUAGGGAUCAGGAUUUCAAACUCAUUUUUCAUAUUGUUUCUCAUUUUACAGGCACUCCUUGAGAUAACAAAUUUGUUGUAUCUAAUUAAUUUUAAAUAUAGAGACAGUACACUGUAAAAUUUAUUGAGCUAUUUAAAGGUUUUAUUUAGAGUUUAUGCAAUUAUACAUACAAAGAAAAGGUUGCAAUCUUAAAAAAGAUCAACACAACUAUAAACUAAUUCUAUUAUGUCACGAAUAAUGAAUAUAAACUAAUAAUACUCAUUAUAUAGAUGGAGAUUUAGGAUAAUUCAUCAUAAUCAACAUAUAAGAUCAUUCAAGAAAAAAAUUAUCAACAAGAAAGAGUAUCAGUAGAAUUGGUCUUGA